Molecule: messenger RNA, 1233 nt
Organism: Mercenaria mercenaria
Lineage: Eukaryota; Metazoa; Mollusca; Bivalvia; Venerida; Veneridae
Exons: 1
Coding region: 1-1233 (410 amino acids)
Molecular function (GO): glycosyltransferase activity
Source: RefSeq, a predicted model, not a curated record
AUGCACAUUCCGACACUGAGAGAGAUAUUGAAGAGUUAUCUGAUCCUGAUUACAAUAGGAUCAGCCUCUAUGAUUGUGAUAACAGUGAAGUACAUGAGAAAGGAUCUGACAGGAACAGUUAUAGAUGUUAAAUCCUGGUUAAAGGCAGCAUAUUUCGGUUGUGGUAUAAACUUUAUUGGUUAUGGAGAGAGGUUUGCUGUUCUGCGAUAUGCUCAUAUAGAUCCAAACACUAAAACAUUUUCUAUUCCUUGCACAGAACGCAAACCGGACUAUUAUUUUGUGCAAGGUGGUGUUAAAGGAAACAUAUUGACUGUCAAGGAAUGGAUGAAAGAAAAUAUAUUAAACGACUGGAUGGAAAACAUGACAGUUUACAGCUAUUAUUAUAUCAAAAAGAAUAGAAUGUCUGUUAUAAAGACACCAACAUUUGCUGUGAACAGAGUAGAAGCUCAUAACUUAUACCACGCCAUGUGUGAAUGGUAUAGUCUUUUUCUUAUAUCGUACUUGUUAAAUUUUGACCCUAAACAGGUUGCAAUAUUGUUCAUGGACGACAGACCUCCGAACAUACUAGAUGAAACUUGGGAUACCUUAUUUGGUGAAAUAACGAGAUAUAAUACUAUACCCAGUGACAACGUGUACAAAGCGUUGAUAUGGAAUAUAUAUGGAUACGAGAGUCUGAUGAAUAUACCAACGUUAACAAGGCUGCCAUAUGUAACAGAGUUUCGAAAUUUCAUUUUAGACUCCUUUAAACUUCCUCAACAUAAAUCUUUGAAUUGUAACAGGCUUAGGAUAACUGUUAUAUUACGCAGAGACUAUAGGUCGCAUCCAGAAUUGACAAGUGGCAUUGUCCUUAGAAAGUUUUAUAAUAAUUCAGAGGUUCUCGGAGUUGUUCAAUCAGUUUUUUACGGACAUGAAGUAAGAGGAAUAUAUCUCGAAUACUUCUCAAUGAAAGAACAAAUUGAAAUGAUAACACAAACUGAUAUUUUGGUAGGAAUGCAUGGCGCUGGAAUGUCACAUAUACUGUUUCUACCUAAACAUGCUGCAUGUUUCGAAAUAUUUCCAAAAUACGUAAACUAUUACACGUUCUUUAAAGCUUUCUCGAGAUGGCGAAGAACUAAAUAUGUAAGUUGGAAAAACCAGGAUUCUGACAAUGAAUUUCCUGAAUUUAAAACAAAAAUACCCAUACAUGUUCUCGUUUCACAUCUGAAAACUUUAAAGCGAAGAGUUUGCAUCUGA